This is a messenger RNA of Linum trigynum, 294 nucleotides long. Lineage: Eukaryota; Viridiplantae; Streptophyta; Magnoliopsida; Malpighiales; Linaceae. The record is from the annotation of a GenBank genome assembly.
AUGAGUGCCGAGCCAGACACGCUGGUGCUUCUUCUAAAUCUGGGGCCCCACCGGCCGUUGGGCUGGGGGACGACUCCUUUGUAUUUCGAGGAAGGCAGCUUGCGGGACUCCGCCAUGAUCCCGGAUUCCGGGUCUAGGACGACACUGCUGGCACCGCUGCCGAUGCGGCAGAGGGAUUCCGGCGGGGACUUGGCGGGGAAAGGAAGGAGAGCAGGUGGUGGGAGGAGGAGGCUCAAAUUCAAGGAGUUCUGGGUGAGUGGAAAGAGGAGGAGAUUUAGGGGUUUUUGGGUUUGA